Molecule: messenger RNA, 4444 nt
Organism: Ectocarpus sp. CCAP 1310/34
Lineage: Eukaryota; Phaeophyceae; Ectocarpales; Ectocarpaceae
Source: the annotation of a GenBank genome assembly
GCAGGCACGCGGGUUUUGAAAUAGCGAAAUAGUCUCUUGCCGCCGUCAUCAAGUACGUACAUAGUCCAGUGGAGAGGCGAUAUCUGCAAUAACCAACGUCGGAGGGCGGGAUAGACACGAAUCGUACAAUGGCACAGCCUCUAGACGCCGCCAGGCUGGCCCACGAUCUAUCCAAGCGCAUCAUGAAACACCCUGGCGCAACAGCAGCAGCAGCAGUCCCUGGCAAGGCGCCGCUGAAGCUCCUCCAGUGGGCCCUUUCCCAGCUAGAGGAGUGCGCGCGAACGCGCUCCGUUCCCGCUUCGAACGUGGUGGAAGUUGCGAUGGCGGCUAUUAAGGACGAGAUGGGCGUGCCGGCGGGAGAGCAACAAUCUCCUGCUGCGGAUGUUGCGGCGCAUCCCGCGUCUGCGCCUCGUACCAGCGGCGGUGCUGUUGACCGGAGUUCAUCAAAGGGCGGCAAGGAGGGGACCAGGGAAAAGAAAGCUGGAGGGAGGAGCGGUGGCGGGCGAUCGAAGGGAAAGGUGGUGUUUACGCCGUUGUACGGCUGCGACGAAGGGGCGACUGGGGUGGAGCCUGUGAGCUCGAUAUUAGAGGUGGGUGGUGUGACGAUCCUGCUGGACUGCGGGUGGGACAUCCACUUCGACACCGCGCUGCUGGAGCCCCUCCGCGAGGUGGUGAAGCGGAUAGAUCUCGUGCUCAUCUCCCACCCCGACCUCGAACACUUGGGGGGCCUGCCGUACGCGUUCGGCAAGCUUGGCAUGCGCGCGAAGGUGUACGCGACCCUUCCGGUGUGGAAGAUGGGGCAGAUGGCCGUCUACGACGCCUACAUCUCCCGCACACACGAAGGGAACUUUCAGGCGUUUGACCUGGACGACGUAGAUGCCGCGUUCGCUCGGUUCAAGACGCUCAAGUUCUCGCAGCACUUGACCUUCUCGGGUCGAGGUGCGGGGGUGACCAUCACCCCAUACGCGGCGGGGCGUAUGAUCGGGGCUGCCGUGUGGCGCGUGUCCUGGCAGACGGAGGACAACGACAUUGUCUACGCCACGGCGUACAACCACGACCGCGAGAGACAUCUCCGGGCGUCAGCUUUGGGCACCUUGACCCGCCCAAGCGUGCUUAUCACCGACGCUCACAACGCCCUGACGGGCGGCGGCAUGAGCCGUAAGGACCUGAACCGCAAGGGCCGGCAAGACACCACGAAACGCAAGCGGGAGGACGAGCUAAUCUCGACGGUGAUGGACACCGUUCGGGGCGGGGGCAACGUUCUCCUGCCCACUGACACAGCGGUGGUUGUAGUGCGAUGGUACACCCCAAGCACCGCCUCGGGAGUUACAAGCUCGUCCUCCUGCACAACACGGCAUUCAACACCUGCGAGUUCGCCAAGAGCCAGGCGACUGGAGUGGAUGAGCGAAGACAUUGGCAGGGCGUUCGACCUACAGCGGAGCAACCCCUUUGAGCUUAGAAACGUGCACAUCAUGCAUAGCUUGGAGGAACUCGACGAGCUUGGGGACGACCCCAAGGUGGUUAUGGCGACGGACAUGUCCCUGGACUUCGGCUUCUCGAAGGCCCUCCUGCUCCGGUGGGCCUCCGGCGGCGCCAACACCAUCCUCUUGACGGGAAGGGGCCACGGCAACACCACCGCUCGCACGCUCAUCGCCAAGAUGGAGUACCGGAAGAGCGAGGCGGGGAGGAGAGCUGCCGCUAAGGACGCGGCAGCGGCAGCCGGGAGAGGGGCGAGGGUGGGGUAUAGCGGCGCGGUCGGGGAUGGGUUUGGGGGGGGCGGUGACGGUAGCGGCGGCAACGGGCAGGGGGACGACGGGCAAGAGGAGGAGGAAGAGGAGGAGGACGAGGAGGCAUCAAUGGUGGUGCCGGUCACGGUGCCGGUUCGGGUGCCGCUUGCCGGCGAGGAGCUCAAGGCUUUUCGGGACGAGGAGAACAGAAAACGAAGGCUGGAGCAGGAGGAGGAAGAGCAGCGACGACACGCUGCUGCCAUGGAGAAAGAGCAGGUUAUCGCGGACUCCGACGAAGGCUCCGAUAAGGAUAACGACGAGACGGACCCAGCACCGAAGCGAAGGAGGGCGAUCGUGGCCAGCCUCUUCAGCAAGUACUCCAAGCCACAGCACCUCAUGUUUGGGUACUACGACCCUCAAGUUCCGACGGACGAGUACGGGGUGAAGGAGACCGAGCCGAUAGGAUGGCUGGCCGCUGCGAUGCAGCAGCAAAACUCGGAGAUGCCGGCGGCAAUGCAAGAGGCGGGCGCGGCGCUUCAGGAGGCUAGAGCGGGCAAGAAACGUCAGCUUCAGGAUGACAACACCACCGGUCGUUCCAGUACCGGAGACGAAGAGACCGAGGACAGCGGCGGCGGAGGCGGCGGCGGCGACGACGGCGAAGCAUCACCUCGCGACGACCAGGACGAGCAACAAAGAGAACCCGUGGUAGACGCUCUCCGAGCCAGCGCGGGGGAGGGGAAGGAGUCUGCUUUUUUCCAGGACUCCGGCGCUGUUCCCACGAAGCUGGAGCAGGAAGUGCAAGAGUUGGAGGUGCUCUGCCGGGUGGUGUACGUGGACUCGGAGGGGCUGUCGGACGGCACAUCCGUGAAGAACACGGCGGUGAACCUCGCGCCCAAGAUGCUCAUCGUCACGGGGGGGUCGAGGCGGGCGAAGGCCGAGCUCGUGUCUCACGUCCGGCAAGCGAUGGAGCCCGUAGCGGCGGGGAGAAGAGGACGGGGGGGAGGGAAGGGCGGGGGCGGGGGCAGGGAUAGCGGCGGCAGCGACGACGACGGCGAGGGGGAGGAGGAGGACCUCGCCUGUCGGUUCGUGGUGGUUAACAAGGCCAUGGAGCCGGUGCCGGUCGCGCUCGACUCCGGAGCGUUCGACGUCCUCUUGCACGACUCGCUGCACACGCAUCUCAAGUGGAAGCAGCUGAAUAACUACGGGGUUGCGCACGUGGAGUGCCGAGUCGACCCCCGGGGCGAUGUACCGCUGCUCUGCGCGAAGCCGCGGGCGGAGAGGGUGGGGCACCCGGCCAUGUUCCUGAGCGUGGGGAAGGUGAACGUCACGCCACAAAUCCUACAAGCGUUCAAGAAGGCCAAUGUCAGCUUCGAGUUCGUUGCCGGCAAGGUGCUGUUAGAAGGAGGCGUCACGGUCAGUCAGGGUAAGGGGGGAAAUAUAGAGCUGGAGGGUCCCCUGUGCGACUCGUACUUCAGAGUCCGCGAUAUCAUUUACGGAGAGUACAUAGUCGUAUAGCACGGAGGAGGGGCUCGUAUUGGUACACUGGAGAGCUGUGUUUUCUCGUGCUGGUCUACGAUGGGUGAGGGCUAUGCCUGGCGUCGCAUCAGCUGGAGCUCACGUCAAGGCAGCGUUGUGAUCCUGUGGGAAUCGACUAGGAGUUGUCGACCGUGUCGUGGGGUGUACUGCUGUACCUCAAGGAAGCGGAGGGCAUCGAUGGAAAGACGCACCCCUUGCCUACCCAGUAUUAGAUCCUAUGCGCGCAUCUUCUGAAGUUGCCCCGCCGCCCAAACGGGGAAUUUGAGGGGGGGGGGGGGGGGGGGGGGAGGGGGGUAGUUCUCGCGCACCUUUUCACACANGGGGGGGGGGGGGGGGGGGGGGGGGGGGGGGGGGGGGGGGGGGGGGGGGGGGUCGAUCUGUCUAUCAAAAUGCGAUGAAUGGAUUAUGUCCCCAUUUCAAUGAUCUUUAGGGUUGUGUGUUUCCGAGUGGGCCGAAGUGCCGGUGUUCCACAGCGAACUGCGGUAGUCUAGGCGUUAACUUCGCGGUAUGGUCGUAGUCUUUCCUGCGGUAUUUGAUUUGCAAGUAUGAUGUAUCAGCAGUGGGCAGUCUCGCAGUGCGUGUUUUCCUGUAAGUGUAGACCAGAGGAUGUUUGUGGUGCUCGAUUGGGCGUGCUUCGAAAAAUGACCGCGACUGAGCCAACCCCCCCUCGUGUCCGUAAAGGUCGUGUUGCUGGUCUCGUUCGUCUCCGUAUGGUGGGUUAUGUGCGGCACGUGCCGAGCCUGUCCGUGCCAGCUUGUGUGCGUGAAUGAUACAUGUAUGCACAGCGAUUAGAUAUCAGCAGCAGGAAGCACUGAUUCCCGGAGAAUCUCGUCUUCUCUGGGGCGUUUUCGCCGCCAUCUCCCCAUCUCCGAGAGUCAUGUGAAUAGUCACGGUAUUCUGUCAAUCUUUCCUGGCAAAUGUCUUCGGACGGUGGAACAUUGUUCAUGUAGACUAGUCCGAUCUUUCCUGGUCGCAUGUGCAUCAUUACCUCUAGGAAGAUAAUUUUUCCUGGUUUCCACUUUGCAUUUGCACUACCUACACCUCUGUGCGUGCUUGGUUGAGUCGCCGGUUUGGUUCAUAGAAGAAGGUGGCCGGUUGUUCGCGCUGUCUACAAAUCCACGUAAAGUUUAAGUAGGCAAGAAGACUGGUGUCAGACAUUAUGUACCACACAGACAGGCAAC